UGUGAAGGUUUCCUAACUCAUAUAACCAGCCCGAGAGGAGCCAUUUUUAGGCUCAGACUUCUGGAUAAACUGAUCCUUGAUAUAAUAUAAUCCUAAUUCAUGUUGACCCAAUCAUUCAUGCUUGGUAUCACACAAUCAGUUCUCGUGAACUGGUCUAUAAGGUUACAUUUGAUUUUUGGUCUAGUAAGUUAUAGUAUAAGAAUGCAUAUUGAGUUGAAUAUAAAAUUUAGGCCAAAAGCCAAGCAAUGGGACCUAUGUGGUCAUUCAGCACUGAAAUGGAAAUUGACAGUAAAAGGUUUGAAAGGUGUAACAGGAGGAAAACCUUGCAGUUGCACUAUGAGUCAAGUGUUAGGAGAGGGUGGAAAGUAAGAUGAAGAAAGAGAAUAUGAAAAGAAUAUGAAAGGAGGUACAGAAAAAGGAACUAAAGUGGUUGCAGCUAGGGGCAGAAGGCACGCUGCAAAGAACCGUAAGUAAUGCCUACGGGUAAGAGUAUGUAUUGGUAGACUUGGUACUUUUUAUGAUGAAUUUUAUAUCCAUUGAUUGCAAUUAGGGUUGUGGAACGAAAAAACAAGCGUGUUUUUUUUUUGGAAAAGAAAUUUUUCACAAAAAAAACAGCCUGAAAAAAAAGUCAAUUUUUUUUUUUCAAUUUUCUGCAUUGUUCCACAUUCUGUUGCUUCCUAAGCCACACACAAUGUCUAACUGUCCAUAUAUUAUCCAUAAUAUACACACAUAAUUAUUCCCUGUAAUUUAUUAUGCAUCUGGGUAUUAUUGAAAUUUAAAAAAUUAUUACAUGUAUAUUAGAUCUUGUUUGGCUAGGGGAAUAAGACACCGUACUGUCUGUACUGUACGUAGCACAUUCAUUCAUGCUAAUGUUAUUUUGACAAAGAUACUCUAAGCUUGGGUAACAAAGCAAUUUAGCACAAGAAAGAAAAAUCUUUGUAAAAAUAGGAAUUAUGAUAUUAGAAAAAUUCACCUCAACCAUAUGAGAUUGAGUUUUAUGAGUACCAUAAAUUAGUAACAUAAAUCACAUUUGAUCAUUAGUAUAUUCAAUUAUCAAACAUGUACUACUGCAAUUUCUUAAUAAUAUCUUAAACCCAUAUUAGAAGCUAAAUCUAAAGAUUUUCAAUGCUUGAAGAGUUCAAGAUAGGAAGAGAGGUAAGUAAACCGUAUGAAGGGCAAUAGCUCCUUAUAAAUAUGUAUGGUACAUGUACUUUUAAGUAUUAAACAUGUUAAAUUGUUACUUGUAUGGAACUUGUAUUAAUGAGAUCGGUUCCAGAACCAAAGUAAAUGUGCAUUACAUUUACAUAUCAGCAUAUAUAGUUAAAACAUGAAGUAAUGGUAGCAGUUGUUUCUUGUAACUUGGGUGCACUAGGAAUUUAGGACAAGCAGAGAGGUGUGACCAUGUGAAAACCAUAUGAAAGUCAAAAACCCAGUAAGUAAUUUAUUUAGCAACAGUCUUGCUGCUCUGUAUCAAACAUGUUCAAAGUGAACUUGUACCGUACUGGUAUCAUUAAGGGACCAGAGGCAGAGUAAAUGGGAUUGGGUGCAUCACAUAGCAGAGCUAGUAGUUGUGCUUGAGGAGUGUGGAAGGUUAAUGUGUUUGGUAUAAGAGAUGAUAACUGUGAUAUGUUAAAGAAAUUACAGUUCCAGAGAUAUUCUGUGACCAGUAAAAGAAAUAUGUGAGCUUUGCUUAUUAUUUGAAAACAUUCCAUUCUUUUUUUUCUGGGCUCAGUUCAUGUCGCUUCGUGAAAUAAUCCCUUAAGUUCAUUAUUUCUAGGUAAAUAAUACUAACAUUACCAGAGAAAAAAUAAAAAUAGGGGGAUGUCAGAAUAACUGACUCGCUCACCCUAAAUAAAAAGAGGGUGUCGGUAUGUAGCUGGGGCGAGUGAGACCACUACCAUGAACCUCUUGCCAUUUAGAACUCUCCUACAUCAAAAUCCCCCUCCAGAGAGAGCUGAUACACGGCCGGCGCCGUCAACUACUACCACUCUACCUACGAGGCCAACCGCAGCGCUCCUGGUGCACAUUCUUUUCGUUAGCGAACUUCUGAACGCACAUGCUACUCUUUGCUCUGUUUUUUUGGGUGCUUUCUUUGGAUUAUCUUUAUCAUGGAACUGCAAGCUAUCUCCGCAGCUAAGUUAAGUACCCCAAAAGGUUAUACACUUCCUUUUUUGUCAGCCAGGAGCUAUUUUUACCGUUUUUCAGGUCCGAUAAUAGUCUUCUGGUCUGGCGCAUGGCUUGUCUUGCCGGCUCGCCUCAUGUCGGGUAGCUACCUCGGUCUCCCAUACCGUGGUAUCUAUUCCGUAUGUAUAUUUACUUUUAUAUGAGUUAUUCUCACGUGGUACAGAAGUUCCCAUUUAUUCUAUUGCUUUACAUCGUACUAUUCGGAAAUCCUUUGCCUGUGCCUUAGAUUAGUGUUCAUGCAUGCAUGUCCCUUUGUCUAGGUGUUUAGGCGUGUGGGUAUUUAUGAAUACACUUCUAUGUUAUUCCUUAGUCCAGCCAUCCUGGCCGUCGCCCUCCUUUCCUCGUCGGCAGAGGCCAGCUCUUGAGUAGUUUGCUUGUUUUCUUUCGGGGAAACUAGCCUACUUCUCCUGGACGUCCCUCUUUCUCUCCCACUAGUGAUUUCCUUUCUCUUUUUUUAUUACGAUGUAUUUAUUUGUGGGUUGCAUGUGAGGGCAAUCAGUUUGGCCUAGGCUAGUUUUGUUGUAUUAUCGCCUUGUGGUCCACUUGCGCUCGAGUGGUCAGCUCGACCUAGGCUAUGUUUUGUUGCAUUAUCGCCUCGUGGUCCACCUGCGCUCGCGUCGAGCCACUGAUCGCCCUAGUCCCUGUCCCCCCUUCCCUUCCUCCCACGCAGAGGGAGGGUUAGUCCUCGCUCGCUCACGAUCGCCAUGGCGACCAUCCGGGCACCCCUCUUUCUCCCUAUCAGGGAGGAUACAGGAGUUACGGACUUUUGGGGGGUCCUGUCGGAUCGGUCUUGUUUUCUUUGAGCUUCGGGGAGGUCCCGGUGUGUUCGGGUGGGGUUGGCCACCCCACCAGCUCGCAUCGGUUCUUCUCCGGCGUUCUGCCUUACUCUCCGGUUCCCCUCUCCCCCCCCUUUACCUUUAGAUGUAUAGCUGUCUCCGCCAGCUAUUCGGGGGGAGGGGGAAUUUGGUAUAGACCUUACAUGCUUCCCCUGUUUGUGACCGUAGUCUCUUUUGUUUUCUGUCGGGACACUCGCUUACCAUCCGGGCAUUCCGUGGGUUGGCGGAAGAGUCAUACGCCGGAGCUAAGCUCCUAUUAUAUUCUUAAUUGUUUAUUUAGUUUUAAUUUAUGGAUAAUCUUCUCACGUGGCUUGAUGGAAAUCUUCGCUCCGGUGUGUACCAGAGUUUUUCAACCAGUUUACCGGGUCCACGAACUCCCUCACACGGAUUACAGGAGAGGAUUAUGCCCAAAAAUUUUAUUCUACUCCGGCAUGCAGCGGAGCAUCAUAUGAGUAGUCCUGUGAUACUUAUGUAUCUGUUCACCUACAGGCUACCAACUGUCAGGAGGCUGGCUGUAACGCCAUCCUUCAGGACCCCUGUGGGCACGAGGUCUGCAGGACCCACGCUCCCUGCGCCGUAUGUCACAAGGAUCUCAUCGUGUGGCACCACGAAGCCUGCUCCAUCUGGUACGAGCUGGUGGAACAGUUUUCGGACGGAGUAAGUAUAUACCAGUGUAGGUAUAGUCAUUUCUGGAUAUAUACUAUCAGAAACAUCUGGUCCAAUACUGCUAUUGUUCAAUUAUCAGUCUUAUAUGUUAAUGAUACAUCUCCGGGGCUUUGUUAUAAGGACUACAAUGACCCUUUGUUUCAGGCUGCCGCCGUGAAGGACGCCGCGUCGGCCACCCUGAAAGCCUGGGUAGGUGGCUUCGGCAAAAACGCGCCGAAAGGACAGCCUUACAUCCUUGACAAGGGCAUGGCUGUCCGGAUUUCCCAGGCGGCAAGUCGACCGGCUACGUCGACCCCGCUGCGGCAGCUCCGACUAUUGCUGCCAUUCAACUCCAGGUGGAGCAGGCCUUGAUGGACGGGGGAGCUCCGGACAUCUCCGCAGACGUCGCGACGCUUGAUCUUAAUGUUGAACCAAUGACGGUAGGAGGUGAGUUGUUAGUUGAGGUAGGUUUGUUGGGCGCUCAAGGGCUUCCCUUGGGCGCUUCUGGAUCUUCUUCCCCUUUGGCUUCCUCUUCUUCUUUCCAAGGCUUCACGGAAUCAGAUAUUCCGGCCAAGACGUCUGCUGCCUCAGUUGUUCCCAAGGUGAAGGGACAACGAGAGCAGAAGACCCUAGAGAGGUCGUCUUCCAAGAAGACGUCGGCCUCUUCUUCUCGUAAGUCUCUGGCUCACCAUCCCGGAGCAGAGAAAGCGAAGACCUCUUCAUCUUUGCACUCUAAAGGGUCAAGAGGUAAAUCCUCUAAAGAGAAGGUCUGUGCUCCUGCCGAGCCAGCACCUUCCUCUUCUACCGGAGCUCGUCCGGAGACCCCUGCUGAGACCAGUACCUCUGGUCUAUUCGAUCUUGUAUCCUUUACAGCAGGGGUCAUGCAACAGGUGGGGAAUAUGGUGGGCACGAUGAUGAACACUAGGUUCGACGAGAUGCUCGCUCACAUCUCCACCUCGUUUGCUCAGUCCGGACAGUUGAUCCAGAACAUCUCGGAUCGGCUGACGGACCAGGAGAACCGGCUGGCUGGUCUCAGUCAGAACCCUCCAGCAGUGCUUCCUCUAGCAGGCACCGGAAUGCCUCCGAUGCCUGACUAUAACUCCCUUCCCCCUUUCGCCAUGAGCAAUCCUUGGAGGGUAGCAGCCUUUGCACCCUUCAAGGAUGGAAUGAUUUCCAUCCCGGACUGCGGAACUCGUCGUAUCGAGGGCUUCGAGUUCCAUCCCGCUGGCCUACAACCACCUUUUUUUGGUUACGCUAGGUUGACGGAAGCAGCUCUCAAUAGGGAAGAUAAGAUCCAUAAAGAGACUGUUAUCUACAGCCGGGAGCAGGCUCAGAGGGAAUGGGUGAGAUGCCUGGAAAAUUGGGAUUGUACUAAUACCAAGCUCCAGGCAUUCAAGAGCCCCUUCACAAUCUUUGCGACGGAGGAUGAGGCACCACUCCCCUUCACAACAAAGAUUGCUGAAGUGACCAUUCAGGCCGCAAUGAAGGUUGAACCUCUCCCUCAGCUGAGGGAGUCGGAUCCAACAUCCCCACUCUUCCCAGCCUUUGGGGACCUCUGGGCGGACCUUCCGGCAACCUUCACUGUUGGGAAACUCAAGCCAGACUGUGCCAUCGAUCAGUUUGGCAAGAGACUCCCAAGGUUGCCAGAUAACCUAAUCCAAGCCAAAUUCGAAGCAAGGACUAGGUUAGGGAGGACGCUUAACGCCUUGGUGAUGACAGAGGUUGCCGCCAUAACUUAUGGUUCGGAGCCUCUGUUUAAGCUCUUGGCAAAAGCUCAAACACAGACCGUACAGUCAGAUCUGUACGAGUUAGUAGUAGCAAGACGGAACUGCAGGAAACAUGUCCUGCAGGAAGCUACGAUUCGGCAUGAGCCAAAUAAGUUGCUGUCGUCCACAAUCUGGGGAGCUGACCUCUUCCCAGAAGCUGCUGUGAACGAAGUACAGCACGAGGCGACCAGGCUUAACCAGAGCCUUAAGAUUCGCUGGGGUCUUCCCACCAAAAGAAAGCAGGAAAGCACUCCUUCUAGCUCCAAAAAGUUAAAGAAACCUAGGAAGUUCCCGUCCUUCCAAUCACAGCAACAGCAACAAUUUGUGCAGGCAGUCCCGGUUUCACAACCUGUGCAACCGUCGACUUCAAAAGGUCAAAGUCAGCCCAUCCUCCUGUUGACUCCCCAAAGCCAGCCCUCGACCUCCUACGCUGUUUCCCCGGCUUUCAAUCCUGUAUUUGAAAGCCAGGCAUUCCAAGCCAUCAAUAGGUUUGCAAGGGGAAGCAGGGCUAGAGGUGCAUUUCGCCAGAGGGGUGGCAGAAGGGCAACCAACAGAGGCAAACACUUCCAUGGAGGACGUGGAGCACGUCCUGCACAGUAACAGCGAGAUCUCUCAGGUAGGAGAGAGGCUGUUUCUCUUCCGUCACAGAUGGGGAUUCAGCAGUUGGGCACAGAGUAUCAUGUCCAAAGGGCUGGGAUGGAGUUGGAUCAAAGGUCCUCCUCCAUCCAAAACAUUCCUUCAACCACCAACAGAGGAAUUGACAGAGUAUGCGCAAGAGCUCCUUCAGAAAGGAAUAGUGUCAAGAGUCAAACAUUUAAAGUUUCAAGGACGCUUGUUCAGCGUGCCAAAGAAAGGCUCAACAAAAUGAAGAAUAAUCUUAGACUUGUCCCAUCUAAACUUAUUCAUUCGUUGCGACAAGUUCAAAAUGCUGACAAUCUCGCAGGUGCGGACCUUACUUCCCCGUGGGGCCGUCACCACCUCUAUCGAUCUUACAGACGCAUACUAUCAUAUCCCAGUCGCUAGACACUUCCGCCCAUACCUAGGCUUCAAGUUGGGAGACCAGGCAUUCUCUUUCAAAGUGAUGCCCUUCGGGCUGAACGUAGCCCCCAGGGUCUUCACGAAAAUAGCGGAAGUAGUAGUCCAACAGCUGAGAUCACAAGGGAUGAUGGUAGUAGCGUACCUCGACGAUUGGCUCAUUUGGGCAGCAACUGUCGAGGAAUGCCUCAAAGCCACAGGCAAAGUAUUUCAAUUCCUGGAACAUCUAGGGUUCCAAAUAAACAAGACCAAGUCCAGGCUUAUGCCGGAUUCUCGUUUUCAGUGGCUCGGCAUUCAGUGGGACCUAAACUCCCACACUCUGUCAAUUCCGGUGGUCAAAAGGAAAGAAAUAGCCAAGUCAAUAAGGCAAUUCCUCAAAAGCAAACAAACGUCAAGGAGAAACCAGGAAAGGAUCCUAGGUUCCCUCCAAUUUGCAUCAGUGACAGACGUUCUGCUAAAAUCAAAACUGAAGGAUAUAAAUCGAGUUUGGCGCUCAAGAGCAAAUGUCAAAUCUCGAGACAAGUUGUCAGUAAUCCCGCCGAUUCUUCGUAAACGUCUCCGCCCCUGGGCGGUGACCAAGAACCUGUCCAAAUCAUUUCCUCUCUAGUUCCCUCCUCCGGCGUUGGUUAUCCAUACGGACGCCUCUCUGAGCAGGUGGGGAGGUUAUUCUCAGUUCAAGAAGGUUCAAGGAACUUGGUCACCUCAGUUCCGCCAGCUUCACAUAAACGUAUUGGAAGCAAUGGCAGUAUUCCUCACUCUGAAGAGGCUUCUACCAGCCAAGAAUUCCCAUAUAAAGCUGGUUUUGGACAGCGCAGUAGUGGUACACUGCAUCAACAGGGGAGGAUCCAAAUCAAAACAUGUGAACCAUGUCAUGAUAGCCAUCUUUUCUCUAACAACCAAGUACAAAUGGCAUCUAUCCUCCACCCACCUAGCGGGAGUAAGGAACAUGAUAGCAGACGCUCUGUCUCGGUCAGUUCCUCUAGAAUCGGAGUGGUCCCUGGACAGGCGCUCAUUCCAGUGGAUAUGCCAGAUGGUCCCAGGUCUCCAAGUAGAUCUUUUCGCAUCCCAAGCGAACCACAAGCUCCCUUGCUAUGUGGCCCCCAACCUGGACCCUCUGGCUUAUGCCAUAGACGCCAUGUCCAUAGAUUGGAAUCAAUGGAGGAAGAUAUACAUCUUUCCUCCAGUGAAUCUUUUGUUGAAAGUCCUGAGCAAACUCAGGACGUUCAAGGGACAAGUAGCUCUAGUAGCCCCGGACUGGCCCAAGAGCAACUGGUAUCCUCUGCUCCUGGAAUUGGGUCUCCAACCUCGAUGGAUUCCCAAUCCCAGGCUAUCCCAGUCAGUACAAAUGAGGACUGUGUUCGCUUCCUCAGGAAUUCUCAAAACCCUAACUUUAUGGACUUCAUGAAGUUUGCGGCUAAGAGAGAUGCAGAUAUUGAUCCCCAGAAUAUUCUUUUCUUAGAAUCAGAUAAGAGGGAAUCAACUUUACGUCAGUAUGAUGCUGCUGUAAAGAAACUGGCAAAUUUCCUGAAGGAAACAAACACCCGAACCAUGACAGUUAAUAUAGCUAUAUCCUUUAUCCUUUUUCAGCUAGCACUGUUACCACUAAUAAGUCAGCUUUAAAGAAAAUCUUCCAGUUUGGCUUUAAGAUAGACUUAACAGACUCUUACUUUACGUCUAUUCCUAAAGCCUGUGCUAGGCUCAGACCCUCAGAAAGGCCUAGUUCAGUCUCAUGGUUCUUGAAUGACGUUCUCAAACUGGCUUCAGAUACUGACAACGAUUCAUGUACUUAUCUAAUGCUACUGAGGAAAACUUUAUUUCUAUUAAGCUUGGCCUCAGGAGCCAAGAAUAUCAGAACUGUCAGCCCUUUCCAGAGAUGCUGGACAUGUAGAAUUCCUCCCUUCAGGAGAAGUCUUACUAUCACCAGAUCGUAGUUUUCUGGCAAAGAAUGAGGAUCCCUUAAUGAGAUGGGCCCCUUGGAAGGUCCUCCCUCUUCCACAAGACCUUUCUCUUUGUCCGGUGACGACCUUAAGAGCUUAUCUGUCCAGGACAUCUUCCACAUCCUCAGGCCCCCUCUUUAUGAGGGAAAAAGGUGGUACUAUUUCAAUAAAAGGGAUUAGACAACAAAUCCUAUACUUUAUCAAACAAGCUAAUCCCGAUUCAUUCCCUAAAGCCCAUGACAUCAGGGCAGUAGCCACCUCUAUUAAUUAUUUCCAGCAUAUGAAUUUCGAUGACUUGAAGAAGUACACGGGCUGGAAAUCGCAGACAGUUUUUAGACGUCAUUAUUUAAAGUCCUUGGAAUCUCUUAAAUUUCCAGCAGUGGCAGCGGGAAACAUUGUUUCCCCUGACACUGCACAUUAGUUGUAGUAGAAGAUCCAGAUCUCCUUUCUGCCUGCCUCACUAACAAUGCACCUAACCUUACCGUCAUGUUCAUUUGGGUUCCUCAGCCUUAGCUGCCUAAAGGCUACCUAUGGUGACGUGCCCCUUAGGAGGCUAAGAAAGGGUUGGAAAAGAGUGCAAAGGAUACUCUACUCUCAGAAGUUUUCUGGGACAAGAUUGCAGGAUAUCUUCAGUUACUAAAACCAGUGGCAACUGCAAUAACUAUGACUGAAGGUGAUGAUCAGUAUGUUUCAAUUGUCAUGAAGGUUUUUCAUGAAUUGCAUUUCCUUUGAUGAGCAGUUGCCAAACUCUCCAGUCCUCCGAAGUGAGGAAUCUCUCCUUAAAGAAGUUGUCUCCAAGAGAUGAGAGUGGCUUGUACAGAAAGUUCACCUGGCUGCUAACUUAUUGGACCCCCGUUAUAGAGGAUGUUACAUAAGUGAUGCAGAGGCAGUUGAUGCGAUCGAAUUGGCAUAUGAAGUAGCUUUAAGGAUGCCAAGUAUUAAUGAGAAAAAGGUUUUGGGAGAAUUAGCUGAGUUUAGGGCAAAGGAAAAAUUUAGUAAACCCUCCAUCUGGCAAAGUGUGGACCAGAGUAGCCCUACCUCAUGGUGGAAUGGUAUGUGCAGCCACACACAACUUUCAAAAGUGGCUACUGGAAUAUUAAAUUUGCCCCAACCAGUGCCUCUGUUGAACGGUCAUUCAGUCACCACUCACAUAUCCAUUCCUCUGAUUGCAACCGUCUAUCAACAGAUAGGGCUGCCAAACUUGUUAUAUGUUGGUCAUCAUUUGACAUUAGAUGAAAAACUUCAUCAAACUUCUACUCAGGCAAUGAUACUGAUUCAGACUAGAAAGUUUAACCUUUUUGAGAGGCAGUUUCAUUAAUAAUUAUGGGCAAAAGUUAUUUUGUUUCAAUGUAAACUGUCUACCUUUCUUUAAAGUCUUGUGAAAGAGAUGCAGGCUCAGCAUUUCUUUUUCCUGCAUCUCUCUAUCAAUAAUUGAAAAAGUUAUCAGUAUUGGCAAAAAUGGAUUUUUUUUUUCUACUUUAUACUGGCAGUGUGAUUUCAAAGAGCAUUUUCAGUUUAGUUUCUUUUUCUGUAGAAAUGUAUAGGCAGUCCCCGGGUUACAACAGGGGUUCCGUUCUUGAGCCGGAGCAUCGUGUAAAAUCCUAAGAAAACCUUACUUUUAAUGCUUUGGGUGCAUUCAAAACUAUGUAAACUGCAUCCUUAUUGCAUUUUUCUUUAAAAAAAACUUCAAAUAUUGAUUAUUUUGCAUUUUUGGUGUCAUAUUUCUUCUGCCAGAUCAGCGUUGUAGGCGCCAUAACCCUGGAAAUAAUUUCUAAUGAAUAUAAUUGAAAACGCCUUAACCUUGGAACGUCGUAAGCCGAAGCCGUCGUAACCCGGGGACUGCCUGUAUUUCUUUUCAUGGCUGAAGCAUCUAAUGAAGGUCUUGCUUUUGUUCUUUAUAGCUUAUUAUAAAUGACAUCCAUAAAAAAUUUAAAGCUUUAAGAAACCUUUUUGUGAGUGGAUACCUUGAUUUUAAAUGCUUCAUGUUCAGAUUUCAUUGAAUGACAAAAAUUAUCAUUUUUAUGUUAGGUCCUAUAGGCUAUAUUAUAAUGGCCACAUUAUAUCUAUACUACUUAUAUAUCUCUGUGCUGUAACUUCAAGAGCAUUUUUAAAUUUAAAUGUUCUUCAUUUCAUAGGGCUAUUUCAUUGUUUCACAUUUUGAUCUUAAAAGAAAAUUUUCAUCAAAAUUCAGCAAUAAAGGAAAGCAAAUAUCAUCACACUAAAAUAGCUAGCAAAAAUACCAUUAUAUUUUGAGACUAAGUGAAAUUCUUAGUAGUACUUCAUAUAUUUCAAGUUCUAAUUAUUAAUUAAAGAAGCAUUUUUACCCUCAAUAUCAUUAUUUUAAUGAUUCCUCUAAUCUAGAAGGAAGGUGGAAGUCUUAAAAAAUAUCAUAUGUCCAUAUUAAGUAUUAGCAGGAUCAUCAGAAAGAUCCAGAACAUGAAAAAUUGGGGGAAAAGGAAAAAACUUUUUUUUUCCUGAAUUUUUUUUUUUUUUUUUUUUUUUUACAACUUCAAUUGCAAUAAUUAUUAUCCAGACAUUUUGCCUAAAGUACCCUGUACUAAUAAUUUUUAUUUGUAAGUACUGCCUGCUUUGAAAUUUAAAGAACAGUUAAGUACUACAAGUUGUAUAAUGUAUGGAUUGUAUAACCAUGGAAUUACAGAAGUACUAAUUUCAAAUUCUGGUGAAGCAUAUACAGCAUACCAUAUAUGCCAGCGUAAGGCAUUUUAACCCUAAAAAAUCCCCCCCAAAAUGAAGGUCAUCUUAUACGCUGAAUAUAAAAAGCAAACCUAAAAUCCUGCCAAGAUUUUUAAUGAUAGGCUAAUCUCUGAAGUGUUAUAGUUGUGUCAGUAGUUACCUACCAUCACAGCUAUCAACACAAAAAAUACCUGUAAUAAUGGUAAAACUGUAGGUAAUUCGGGUGAAUCACUAGUGACACCAUUAUUGUAAAGCAAUAAUAUUAGACAAUUUUGUUAUUGAUACAUACUUAUUAUACAAUGCCCUUUUAACAUUGAUAAAUCAUUUUAAGUUUCAAGGGUAAAUCGGGGUAGUCUUAAGGCCCAUCGCUCAACGAACUCUACUCGAUGUGACGUCGGAAGCGGAGAAACAGCAGAUAAGUUUCUGACUUUUCCCACUUCUGACAUUACAUAAAGCAAAGUUUGUCAGGCAAAGCUCGACUGUGUGGACAUGGCUUAACGCUCUUGAUGCUGAAACAUACUCAAACGAAGGGUUUUGUGAUAUCAAUAGUUCCCCAAUUAUCAUUAAUAUCGGUGUCCUUUCCAGUUUAAAACUAAUACAUUUGUGGAUCCACUUCUAACCAGUAUUACUCAGCGACGUCACAGGCAUUGAAUAUUUGUUGUGGUUUAUAUUUUUCCUAAGGGAAUACAAAGUAGUAUUUUAUCAUGAUGGUGAGCUUUGCCAAAAAUUUUAACAGCUUCAAGAUAAUGACUUUACUCAUUUUUGGUAUAAUUCCAGUAAUUAUUGAUUUUAUUUAUGUACAAGCUAACUUGCAUCAGCUGAUAGUGUCAAUUUAAUAAAUUGGGGAUUGUCUUAUACGGCAAACAUACCUCUAAACCUACAUUUUGUGUGAAAUAUAAGUAAAAUAAAAUCAUCUGAUCAA
Macrobrachium nipponense is the source of this 12019-nucleotide messenger RNA. RefSeq lists its product as uncharacterized. The record is from RefSeq and is a predicted model, not a curated record. NCBI's taxonomy places the organism in Eukaryota, Metazoa, Arthropoda, Malacostraca, Decapoda, Palaemonidae. Bases 4037 to 6031 code for a protein of 664 amino acids. The transcript has 2 exons.